Chaetomium fimeti is the source of this 1659-nucleotide messenger RNA. RefSeq lists its product as uncharacterized. The transcript has 2 exons. Lineage: Eukaryota; Fungi; Ascomycota; Sordariomycetes; Sordariales; Chaetomiaceae. The coding region runs from base 69 to 1331 and encodes 420 amino acids. The record is from RefSeq and is a predicted model, not a curated record. Gene Ontology annotation, biological process: phospholipid transport; mitochondrion organization. Gene Ontology annotation, molecular function: lipid binding. Gene Ontology annotation, cellular component: endoplasmic reticulum; ERMES complex.
UACAACGUCACCACACUCUUGAACAACACAAUGCAAACCCGUCGCCAAUCCGGUCUAUUUCAGGCAAGAUGGCGCGGGAUGCUUGUCCAGCUAAUUCCGAGCCGACUCUCUCCUUCACCCAGGGCUUCAUGCUCGGCCAGAUAUCCAUAGUUCUUUUGCUCGCCGCUUUCAUCAAGUUCUUCAUCUUUGGAGACCCCCCCUCGCCCGAGAUUACCGCAUCAAUUCGCGCCGCCGAGCGUCGCUCACGAACACUCGCCCACAAGAAGUCGCUCUUGAGCCUGAGGGAGACGAACACCCGACAAGCAGGCCAACACCCCACCCUUAAUAAGAAGAAGUCUAGCAUCCUACGCCCGAGCCCUCCACCUCUGACCAUCGGCUCGAUCCUCGACAAGACGUACUACAAGGUGGACAGCCACCAGCCAGAGAGCUUGGAUUGGUUCAACGUGUUGGUAGCUCAGACAAUUGCCCAAUUCCGCAGCGACGCCCAGCAUGACGACGCCAUCCUCACCUCACUCACGAAAGCGCUCAACGGUACCUCGCGUCCGGACUUUGUCGACGAGAUCCGUGUUACCGAGCUGAGCCUGGGCGAGGACUUUCCCAUAUUCAGCAACUGCCGCAUCAUCCCCGUAGAUGAGGAUGGCCUCAGCUUCCAGUCGGGUAAGGCCUUUGACGCAAGCAUGGCCACGCGGGAAGGCGCUCGGCUGCAGGCAAGGAUGGAUGUCGAUCUCAGUGAUUUGAUCACCCUAGCCGUUGAGACGAAGUUGCUUCUCAACUUUCCGAAGCGGCUCAGUGCGGUUCUGCCCGUGGCUCUAGCUGUGUCCGUUGUACGGUUCAGUGGCACCCUGUCCAUAUCCUUUGUCCCAAGCAACCCCUCCGAGAACACGCCGACGAAGAUGACCUUUACCUUUCUUGACGACUAUCGGCUGGACUUUUCCAUCCGCAGCUUGAUGGGGAGUCGCUCAAGGUUACAGGACGUACCCAAGAUCGCGCAGCUGGUUGAGUCGCGCCUCCAUCGCUGGUUUGACGAGCGGUGUGUUGAGCCGAGAUUCCAAGAAAUUGCUCUCCCCAGCAUGUGGCCGCGCAAAAAGAACACGCGCGGCGGCGACGAGGCGAUUGCCGACGCAGAGCGCUCCAUGAGCAAAACAAGGGGUAUGGAAAUUGGGAGAGAGAUACGAACCGAGGCUCGGAGAGAGGUUGAGGCUGAGGCGGAUGCGCGAGUUGAUAGGGGACAAGAAUCACUGAGAUACCGGCGGCGACCACAAACCGACGAUUCCUUUUCUACGUCCGGCUCCAUGCCCGGCUCAUUGCCAGACCUCGACAUUCCGACAUGAGAUGGUGGCCGGCUAAACGGAAAAGCAUUCAAUCCAUUGCCUCUCGGUCCGCGGCGGCAGCACGGAAACGGGCUGAGAGUCCUAACCAUUCCCCCUUAACGCCGUGUUGUGUGAGGGUUGGGCUGAGCCAAGUUUUGCGCGUACUUGGAUCAGCAUAGUUCACAAUUACAAGGGCAGGCUGGAAGGCCAGUGUUAUUUAGGCAGGGCACCGUCUCGUCAAAAUGCAGGCAGAACGGCCUGACCAAAUCGUCGGGCGCGUGGGGUUUAGCAGGGUCGGUUAGUGCCGCUGCAGGUUAUGGGAGCCAUUGGCUACCUCGACCUCCGACAG